CUGGAGAUGCCAUCCUCCUUGGCUCAGGAGGUUCACCUUGCUAGAAGACAUGAGGAGAUACUGUCUCAGAGAUCAGAGCUGCUACAGCAGAUGGAGACUUAUCUAAGAGACAAAAAGACUAAAAAGACAUGGCAAACUCAAGCAGCUGAUGCAGCUCGUAAAAGGAAUGCAGCACUUUUAAAUGAUAUAGAAGCAGCAGAAAAAAGGCUGCAAGAAAGAGUGCAUUUACUUCCACAUCCUGAUACUGUUAAGUUAGAAACUCUCUAUUGGGCAUCAAUAAAAGAAUCUCUUCCUAAGUGGGAAGAGUUUCUUUUAGGAAGAGCAGAAGUUCCUAUUGGCUUUAAGAAAAUGAAAGCUACAAAGCAGAGCAUAAACUACCCUGAAGAAGGUUCACAAAAAUAAACAUUUUAGUUUCAUUUUGUUUUGUAAUUUAUCACUUAAGCAGAGAAGAUCAUCCAUAUCGGGCAACAGAAUAUCAUGCAAUUAAACUGAAAUAUAAAUAAUUUAAAUUAAAAUGAAUGACAUAGGAUAAUUUCAUUCCAUUGUUGCUUUGUGUACAAUUCCUUAUUUUUAUUCUGUACCAGAGAAGCAAUCCUCAAAUGGGCUUUUAGGACCAAGAAUGAGAAAUAUUGGUGCAUAGAUUUCCACCAAGGCAAUUGGCUUUCAGUGUGAGAAGUGUUUUAUGUUAUUUUUAAUCCUCUGCUUCAACAUAUAAGUGCGAUAAGUAAAGCCAGAUUCUUGCAUUAUCUUUCUUCACUUCAGUCAUCUGUGCUGCAUGCCUGCUCGUGCAUGAGGGAGAAGGAAGAGUUUACUGUUAGCAGAAAAGGCAGGCUGUGCAUCGGAGUAGCCUUGGUUUAGCACCAGGAAUCUCUGCAAGAACCUUCACGAGAGCAGUUGUAAAAGGAACAAACUUGAAUUUCUGCAUUUUGUUUUCCUUGGUUUUUUUGUCAUUGCCACUUUCAUCACUCAUACACCUCGCUCCAGGCAGCUUUCUCCAACCUCCUUCUGCCUACAUUGUAUUUCUUGUCUAACGGACGGGGAAACUAAUCUCUAGGGCUUUUUCCUACUUCUGGGCUGCUCUUAAUGCUACUUUCUUUCUGCUGAUAUAAUCUACAAGUGAGAAGUUUUUCUGAGGCAUGAAAAGUUUGAAUGAAGCAAACUGGAAGAUAACUGGCAGCGGCUAUCCAAGAACAAAGCAUAUACAGAAGUUGAGAUGUAAUAUUUUCGUUUUCAGCCAUUGAACAGCUUCCCAGCUUCCUCCUACAGAGGUGCAGUAUCAGUGAGUUUUAAUUGUGCUGAGCUAACUAGCUAACUGUACAGAACUUCUAAAAGUGUCACUUCAGUGGAAGAUCCUUCCUGGUGUGUGACGUGGCCUGCAGAAAAUUAAUCUUUCCUAAGCAAAAGAAGCCUAGAAAAUAUUAAUUCAUUUUAUUGUUAAGAACCUGGACUUGAUUCAGUAUACUGUUAAAAUUUAAUCUUCUGCAGCAACCUGGAAGUAGUAGGGAAAAAAAAUACCUCUGUCAGUGUCUGAGGAUAUGAAAAUGUAGUGAUUGCAAAUAUUGCUAGGCUACUAGUUACGUGAGCUAUGCAUCUUCAUACUACAUAGGGGAGACCUCAAUAUUCAAAAAAUGUUAUAUCCUUAUGCAGCAUGAAGAAUCACUGACACAAUAAAAUCAAAAUUGUGCAAUAUAAAAUUGUUGUAUAUCUUCCACAGUAAUAUGAAGACUUCAUUUUAAACUUUUUCUAUUGAAGUGUCCAUUAAACUGAUAACUUUUUACAGAAACUGCCAUCUUAGAAUUAUCCUGUUGAGUGGGUGUUGGUGUUUGUAACAAUAACGUUGUUUUCAUAAUAUGUGAUGGCAGAUUAGCACGCUUCUCUGCAGUGUUGUUAACAGUUGUAAUUAAGGAAUAAACAGUAAAGGGUGUCAGUCCGAUGACAAUUUCAUCUAUAGUGUCACAAUACAAAAUGUCACAAAAUAUUAGAACUGUUAUAUAACUACAAAAAUAUCAAAUUAGGCUUUCAUCUUACAAGCUGAGAGCUUAAAAAAAACUUGGCAUAGAGACCAUUGCAAUUUUAUACCUACUCAGUGUUCUGUCACAAAGACAAGUUGGUAAUAUUUUCUUCUGUAAACUCACAAUGUGAUUCUCAAUCUGAUUUAGUGGGAAUGUGUAUGGAUCUUACACUUGUAGAGCUCACAUUUUAAAAGCAAAUAAUUGGAACCAGUUGAGCACACAAGAAGGAAAAACCUAUUAUACAUGAUGCUCAGAAUGAAGGGAUGGAUGAGCAGUUAGUUACUAACAAAGAAUGGGAUGCAUCCUAUUCUUUACAUCCAGAGGAGGGAAAUCACUUCCACAAAAAAUCUGGGCCCCUAAGUACUUUAUACAUGCAAAUAAUCUGGGUCUUUAUCUCUUCUGACUCCACCUAACCACUGGGACACAAUGCAGAUGCUCACAAUCUCCUUGCCCUUGUGAUUUCCCCUGGAAGGAGAUCGAGGUGUGUGGACGCUGAGUGCAUGGGUGAGAAUUUGGCAAUGUGCAUGAAGGGCACCUGCAAGCAGGGUUAGAGUAGUUACUGCAGUUAGGUUCUCACACAGCGUGCCUGAGAGUAAAAUGAAAUUAUCUUCAAAGAAGGAAUUUAAUUUUAUUUCCUGCAGCGUAACUUUAGAAGCAAUAGAAGUAUUUCAAGGAAAACCAUGUAGGAAUAUGUCCAGAAAACGAAAAACUGAAUGAAGAGAAGCAUUUAAAGCAGGAAUGUGUGUUCUCACAGACAAGGGCCUUCAUGUUGGCCUGAUUUGAAACAAAUAAAUGCAAUUGCCUUUGACUGUGAAACAGCACAGUAAUAGGGGCAGGGGCAACACAGCAGGGUCACUAAGGAACAGGAGCAAGUGUCUGCUGAGUUGAGGCAUGCAGUGGCAGGGACCAUAAUUACAUGGGAUCUCCUGUUCUACUUAGAUUUGUUAAGUUUACCAUGGCUGGGCUAGCUUGAUACUUGCAUUUUUAUAGAUACAGGUUUGAGAAUGAAAAUGUUAAAUUUGAGUGUGCUUUCAAAAAAUUUAAGAAUCCCCCAAAGUGAUUUAUUCUGAUGUGAUUCAAUAUUGGUCUCCUAUGGGAUCUUGAAUGGGUAUUCUUCACCAAGUCAAGACAGUCGCCUCAAACAUGUUGAUUCUAUGUAGUUAUACCCCAUCUUAA
Molecule: messenger RNA, 3188 nt
Organism: Ficedula albicollis (Collared flycatcher)
Lineage: Eukaryota; Metazoa; Chordata; Aves; Passeriformes; Muscicapidae
Gene: CEP15
Product: chromosome 12 open reading frame, human C3orf14
Exons: 4
Coding region: 7-402 (131 amino acids)
Source: RefSeq, a predicted model, not a curated record